AUGUCCUCCGUCACAGCAGCAGCAAAGCAGGCGGUAUCGAGUAUCACCGACAAUGCAAAAAUGGCUAGUUUGACUCAAUUCCGCGUCGAGUGUGGUCCUUCGCAGCGGAUGACCACCGACCAGGGACUUCAUGUAGCCGACACAGACAACUGGCUCAAGGUCGGCAGUAACUCAAACGUAGGACCAGCAUUGCUUGAAGACCACAUCGCACGAGAGAAGAUUAUGCGCUUUGACCACGAGCGCAUCCCAGAACGAGUGGUACACGCACGAGGCGCUGGUGCGCAUGGCUAUUUCAAAGCGUAUGAUUCGAGUGCAGAGCAGUGGACGAAGGCCAAAGUCCUCAUGGAUCCGUCACGUACGACACCGGUAUUCGUGCGGUUUAGCACGGUGCAAGGCUCCAGAGGAAGUGCUGACACUGUUCGCGACGUCAGGGGCUUUGCGGUGAAAUUCUACACCGAGGAGGGGAAUUGGGACAUCGUGGGGAACAAUAUCCCGGUGUUCUUCAUCCAGGAUGCGAUCAAGUUCCCUGAUAUCAUCCAUGCGGUCAAGCCUGAGCCUCACAACGAAGUACCUACAGGGCAGAGCGCGCACAACAACUUCUGGGACUUUGUUGGGCUUCAACCAGAGUCGGCGCAUAUGAUCAUGUGGGUGAUGUCUGACCGCGCGAUCCCUCGUUCGUACCGGAUGAUGCAGGGUUUUGGCGUGAACACGUACACGCUCUUAAACGCUACGGGCGAGAAGCACUUUGUGAAGUUUCAUUGGAUCCCAGAGCUCGGUGUCCACAGCCUAGUCUGGGAUGAAGCUCUUAAAAUCGCGGGUCAAGAUCCUGAUUUCCAUCGCAAAGAUUUGAAUGAAGCCAUCGAGUCCGGGGCCUAUCCUAAAUGGCGUCUAGCACUCCAAGUCAUCUCUGAGAAGGACGAACACAACUUCGACUUCGAUAUCCUCGACGCGACGAAGAUAUGGCCCGAGGAGUUGGUGCCACUGCAUUUUGUGGGCGAGAUGGUUCUGAACAAGGUGGUUGAUGAGUAUUUUGCCGAGGUGGAGCAGGUUGCUUUUUGUACCAGCAACAUUGUACCAGGAAUCGGGUUCAGCGACGACCCGCUGCUCCAAGGCAGGAACUUUAGUUACCUCGACACGCAGCUUAGCCGUCUAGGUAUCAACUGGCAACAGAUUCCCAUUAACCGACCUGUCUGCCCUGUGAUGAAUUUCCAGCGCGAUGGGCAAAUGCAGAUGAAGAUCCACAAGGGCACCGUCAACUAUUGGCCCAACCGCCAGGAAGCCGUUCAGCCCGUCGCUGUUUCGGAAGGCGGCUACGAUGAUCAUGUUCGCAAGAUCUCCGGAAUAGCCCAACGCAUGCGUGGACCAAAAUUCAACGAGCACUACUCUCAGGCCCAGCUCUUCUACAACUCCCUCUCGCCUACGGAGCAAACACACCUGCAGAGCGCGCUUGCCUUCGAGCUCAGCCACUGCGAGGACCCGGCCGUGUACCGCAACUACAUUAACAUCCUCAACAACAUCGACUAUCAGCUCGCGAAGUAUGUCGCCGUCGCCGUGGGAGGCGACGUCCCCGAUGCGUCAGCGAAGCCCAACGAGGGGAACAAAAGCGCUAGGCUGAGCCAGGUGUACUAUGCGCCGAAGGAGCCGACUAUCAAAGGCCGGCGCAUCGCCAUUCUGCUGGCGGAUGGGUUCGAUAAGGCGGAGGUUGUGGCUAUCAAGGCACUCAUUACGUCGGCGUCGGCGAAUGCGUUCGUUAUUGGGCCGAGGAGGGGCAAGGUCUACGCUGCUGGCGAGAAGAUUGGUGUCGAGGGAGGCGGGAUUGAUGCGGAUCAUCACUUUGAAGGGCAGCGUAGCACAAUGUUCGAUGCGCUCGUCAUUCCGAGCGGGGAGCAUGUUGCGUUGUUGAUGAAGAGUGGGCGCGCUGUGCAUUGGUUGAGAGAGGCGUUCGGGCAUUGCAAGGCGAUCGGUGCCGUUGGGGAAGCUAUACUCCUCGUGCAACAGGCCAUCAACCUUCCAGAAGUCCAAUACGCAGACCCCACCGAUAGUUCUAUGGAAGUUGUAGCGUCGUACAGCGUAGUGACAACGGCCCACUAUGGCGUAUCGACGGCUAUCGGAGACGCUACGAAGAUGACGCUGAACAUUGGUGAGAAGGGGUUCAUGGAAAGGUUUGCGUACGAGGUCAGCAAGCACCGGUGCUUCAAGAGGGAGGAGGACGGGUUGACUGCGAGGAUUGCGUACUGA
Molecule: messenger RNA, 2238 nt
Organism: Pleurotus ostreatus (oyster mushroom)
Lineage: Eukaryota; Fungi; Basidiomycota; Agaricomycetes; Agaricales; Pleurotaceae
Gene: CAT1
Product: catalase A
Exons: 8
Coding region: 1-2238 (745 amino acids)
Biological process (GO): hydrogen peroxide catabolic process; response to oxidative stress
Cellular component (GO): cytosol
Molecular function (GO): heme binding; catalase activity
Source: RefSeq, a predicted model, not a curated record